Molecule: messenger RNA, 461 nt
Organism: Leucoraja erinaceus (little skate)
Lineage: Eukaryota; Metazoa; Chordata; Chondrichthyes; Rajiformes; Rajidae
Product: trigger factor-like
Exons: 1
Coding region: 201-446 (81 amino acids)
Source: RefSeq, a predicted model, not a curated record
GCCGUCCCCACCGCUCAAACUAAGAGUCCCAAGAAGAAGAAGGCGCCCGCCCGGAGCAAGGCAGCCGGUCUCAAGCUGGGCGAACAGAUCGACAAGCUUGUGGCGGAUUGCCGCGAUCGCAGAGGGUUGCUUUAUUUGCGAUAAAGAAGAGCCUGGCCGCCAACAGCGUCGAUGUGGACUAGUACGGCCACCUGGUCAGGAUGUGCAUCAAGAGAUUAGUAAACGAUGUACUGGUCCAGAACAAGGGCUCCUUCAAGACCGGCAAGGGAGAAGCGGCCGUGAAAUCAGUAAAGAAAGCGAAGAUUUCAGCAGCCAAGCCAUCCAAGAGCAAGAAACCGACGGACAAGAAAUCCCCGACCAAGAAAUCACUGGCAAAAAAAUCUAACCCCAAGAAACCAGCGGCCAAGAAAGCCCAAAAAACCAGCGAUCAAGAAAGCUUCCACUAAGACAGUUGAGGUCAA